AUGCAUUACCGCCUGCCAGCUCCGCGCGCAGUGACGUCCGUCGAUGCACCCAAGCCACAGGGUCCAGCCAGCGAUGCUUGGUAUCGCGAGUACUUCGCUCACACGCUUAACAGUCAAGAAGCGGCGACAUAUCAUCCGUCGCUCCUAGAGUCGCAUACCUUCGAUGGUCCCCUGCACUCGUACUUUAGUGAAGCCAAUGCGAUGCUGACCAUGCAAUACCUCUCCGAGGAUGUCGGGUUCCGUGUUGUCGGAACGCAGCAGCAUAUCGACGCGGAAGUGUGGCUGGAAGAGGUCCUGCGCCGCUUCGAAGGCACACAUGCCACUGGCACCAACUACUCGACGCAGGUCGAGGUAUUUCGCCAGCAGAGUGACGGAGCCCACCGCUUCGACAUAUUGGGCUUCCCGGUAUGGAAGCAGUACUACGGUAUGAGCAAUUUGAUCGUGCGUAUCUCCGACGGCACGGAAGAAAGCAAGGCCAACUCGCUGCUCGUGAACGCCCAUUUGGACAGCACGCUUCCGUCUCCGGGCGCAGCCGAUGAUGCUGCUGGCGUCUCGAUCAUGAUGGAAGCUCUGCGUGUGCUUACGCUGCGCGGUGCGCCUCGUGUUCGACAUGGACUUGUGCUCCUGUUCAACAACGGCGAAGAGUCGCUGCAGGACGCAUCGCACUUGUACAUGACGCAGGAAGUCAUCACCAGGCCGACGGUCAGAGCAGUCGUAAACCUCGAGGGCUGCGGCGUAUCGGGACCGACGCUUUUGUUCCAGGCAACCGAUCCCGCUUUGAUCGAGGCGUUCCGCCAUGUGCCACAUCCCUUCGGCACAGUGCUUGCGAGCGACGUGUUUUCGUCCGGCAUCAUCAUGAGCGACACAGACUUCCGCCAGUUCCAGCACUACGGCCAUGGUCUCCCCGGCCUCGAUAUGGCCAUUGUCGGCUCAUCCUACCUGUAUCACACCCGGCGCGAUGUGCCCAAGUACAUGGAGCGCGGGGUCGUGCAGCACUUGGGUGAAAAUGCCUUCUCUCUCAUCGAGUCUCUCUGCCUCAGUGAGUCGUCACCGCUGCCAACCAUCCGGCCAUGGCCGUACGAGACGAAGCGGAUCCUACCGAUCUACUUCUCCAUCUUUGGCUCAUUCCUUGUGCUGAUAUCGCCGUACCUGUUCAAAAAUCUGAUCACAACGCUGUCUGUUCUCGUCAACUUUAUGCUGAGCUCCAUCAACACAACGGAGCGUCGCGUGCGUUUCAUCCACAUGUCGAUGCUUUCGACAAUUGGCGUCGCGCUGUCGUACGUGGCCGCCAUCGUAGCCGCUAAUGCUGUCGCAUUCUUCCUCCGCUCCGUCGGCUCGCCCCUCUCCUGGUUCCAGCAUGAGUUUCAUGCCCUCCUCGCUUUUGCGCCUCCUGCUAUCGCUGCCAUUGUCGGUGUCCAGCUCUUUGUGCACUCGCUCGCAGAGCGCACGCGCCGUCCAUACCUUGAAUACACGUCGUUCACGGGCGCUACUGUCUUUUAUACGCUGCUUCUGCUGCUCAUGAACUUCUACGGGCUCGGCUCGGCGCAUGUCAUGUUCAUCGCGACCCUCUCAUACUAUGUGCCCGUCCUCAUCAACGACUUGAGCCUCAUUGGACUCAAGCGCAUUGGCGAGGGCGUGAACCCCGAUGCGCGCAUGCACUUGGCAACUUACUUUGUGCACCUGAUUUUGCCCUGCACGUUCGGCACCGAAGGCAUCGUCGCAUUCCUCGACCUCCUCGUCCCCCUCAUGGGCCGCAUGGGUACCGACGCGCCUGCGGAUCACGUGAUAGCAUCCCUCGUCGCCGCUCUUGUGACACUCGUCGGUGGGUUUGUCCCGGCGCUGUGCCAUCGGUAUGGGCGUGCAUUCAUGCAAAAGGCCAUCUAUGCUUUGCUGGCUGUUUCCUGCAUCACGACGGCGCUUUUUGCCGCGAAGGGCGCGAACGUCUUUGACGACAAGCACCCACGUCGGCUGUUUCUCCACCAUGUGGAGAACGUCACCAGUGGCGAGUGGCAUCUCUCCUACUCGGUGCUCGACGCAGGCGCCAAAAAUCCACAGAUGGAUGCGGCCAUCUUGCGCACGGCCCUAGGAUCAGAACCGAAUGCCACGCUUAGCUGGGACGACGCCCCAGCCGCGGCACCAGACAUGGACAUUCUCUUCCCUCUGACGCACUUUAUUGGCGUGACGCGUGUGACACUUCCACGCUCGGCAGAACGCGACGAGCUCUCGCUCGAUGGCAACCGCUGGUCAAAUGUGCGGCUCACGUGUGAAGACACGCACUAUGACGUGCAGAAUCAGACACGUCAUGUCAUCAUGCGCCUUGAGCAUCCGCAGCUCGCUUGGUCCACGGUGUCAUUCGAUGCAGACCUGGUCGACUGGGACUUCCCUGAGCCACCGCCCAUGGGCAUGCAGCGACACCACAUGAAGGACGUGUCGCGCUUGGGAUCCGACGUAUUUGAAAUGCGGCUCGUUAUGCGUGUCGCUCCCGAGGACAUGGCCGCAGCGGAGCCUGUACCAGAGACACUCCUCCGUUCGCCGCCAAUGCACGAAGCUAUGCCAGUCCCCAGAGGACACAUCCCAAUGCACUUCUCCGGCAUAGACUCAUUCGGGAUGUAUCCUCAUCACAAAAACGUCAGUAUGGACCGCUUGUCCAUGCGAACGCUUGCAGCUCUUGACGAUGAACUCCAGCGCGACUUUCCCGAAGUUGAUGCCAUGCUUCUCUCCAUUGUUGGUGGUGUUGCUGUUUGUUAG
Molecule: messenger RNA, 2748 nt
Organism: Malassezia globosa CBS 7966
Lineage: Eukaryota; Fungi; Basidiomycota; Malasseziomycetes; Malasseziales; Malasseziaceae
Exons: 1
Coding region: 1-2748 (915 amino acids)
Biological process (GO): proteolysis
Molecular function (GO): metalloexopeptidase activity
Source: RefSeq, a predicted model, not a curated record